Molecule: messenger RNA, 408 nt
Organism: Miscanthus lutarioriparius
Lineage: Eukaryota; Viridiplantae; Streptophyta; Magnoliopsida; Poales; Poaceae
Source: the annotation of a GenBank genome assembly
AUGAACCUCACCUGGUUCGCCAAGCAGGUCGUCACCACGGCCUUCCUAGGCCACCUCGGCGACCUCCAGCUAGCCGCCGGCACGCUCGGCAACAGCUUUGCCAACAUCACCAGCUUCGCCGUCCUCAGCGGCCUCUGCGGCGCCAUGGAGCCCAUCUGCGGCCAGGCGCACGGCGCCGGCAACGUCGCUCUACUGCGCGGGACACUGCUCAGGGCUACGCUCAUGCUCCUCGCCGUCUCUGUACCCAUCGCGCUCCUCUGGACGCGCGUCGACGUCGUCCUACUGCAGUUCGCCCAGCAGCCCGACAUCGCGGACACGGCCAGGACCUACGUACUCUGCCUCCUCCCGGACCUCGCCGUCACCUUCGAGCUCAACCCACUCAAGGCUACCUCAGCGCGCAGGAGGUGA